AUGGCGACGUUUGUAGAAGGGGAAGACGGAUUGUAUCCUGUGGAGGAUAUCGUAGGAGUUAAAAGGGUCUUCAGCAAGUUUUUCUUUCGUGUAAGAUGGAGGGGUUACAACGAUCCCAAAGAAGACACUUGGGAGCCUUUGGAAUCGUUUCAGCAAACCACAAACUUUGAGUUCAGAAAAAAGAUUGAAGAUCUCAAACGCUGGUACUGGGACACUGGCCAGGCGGAGAAGGAACUGCUGCAGAGGCGCUACAACAAACUGCUGCAAAAGUCGCAGAAGCAGCGAAAAACGGUCCCCCAUACCAGCAAGCAGCAACAGCAGCAACAGCAGCAACAGCAACAACAGCAACAACGGCUACAGCGCCAGCAGCAGCAACAGCAAUCCAGACGCACUACCACAGGCUCCGCAACUUUGCGUGAUAGUACUAGUAGUCAAAGUCUAGACAAAUGGCCUUCUGCGAGGACGCUGCCGCCGAAAGACCCGCUGCAGCAGGGGAGAGCGUGGGAGAAGACCGGUGGAACCAACGGUAGCUGCAGCAGCAGCAGCACGCUUGCGUCGGGUCGUCUCGCUGAUUCCAUCCUCUCGUCCUCUUCCUGCGCUUCUUCUUCGCAUUCUUCUUCGGGAGACUCUGAUUCUUCUUAUACUGAAGGCCCCCAGCUGCGCUGGAAGCAGCAUCAGCGUCGGCGGCGGCAGGAGCAGCAGCAGCGUCGGCGGCCGAGGCGGCAGCAGCAGCACAAGAAACUGCAACUAGGGCAGGUGCCUUCAAAGCUGGUGCGACGGGCCUUUCCGCCCCCCGAGUCGGCAGCAGUUGAGGUGCAUCGGCAACGCUACAUGAAGGUGAAGGGCAUGCAGGAGCACCAUAGACAGCAGCAGCAACAGCAAUCGGAGGGGGCUAAGGUCGGCUGGUACCGUCCUGGGAAACUCCCAGAUCGACUGUCUUCGCCAGAGGUAAAUUACGGAAACGGUAGCAGCAGCAGAGUCAGGAACAGACAAUCCCUGCAGCAGCAGCAGCUGCGGAAGAAACGGAAGCAACAACACCAGCAGGUGCACCAGAGACCCCCUCUCUCCAAGACAGCCAAGAGGAAGGGGACCCUGCUUCGCAGUCAGCAGGCUGAAGUCGAGACAUGUUUGAGGAAAGCCGAUGCAACGGAAGUCAGCAAAGGCAGCAGAAGCAGCCACAGCAGCGCCAUGAACAGCUGCAGCCGAAGCCGCAGCAGCAGCAGGGAUGGAUGGGAGGAGGACGGCACACAGCAAGGCAACUCAUGGCUACAGCAGCAGGAAGCAGUUGGCUGCCACUCCUCUGGUCUCGGCAGCAAAGACAACGACUACUUAGAGUUCAGGGGGGACUGGGAUCCAGUAGCAGCAGUAAACAGCCGUUGUAGGCAGCUGCGCAAGCUGCAGCAGCAGCUGCAGCAACAGCUGCACCUGAAGCAGCACCAACGCAGUAACAAAGUAAUGCACGAAGGCCUGCAGCAGCAUCACCACCUACUGCUGCAGCAGAGGACAGCACGGACACAGUCCAUGCGGGGGCAGCGGCAACAAAUCGUCGACAGUAUGGACGACAGUAGAAGGCACAAGUGGGUGCCCCCAGCAACAGGAAGUAUUGAAGUUGUGGGGCUGGGGUUUGGCGUGGGGGAGUCAGAGACGGAAGUGUUGCACAAAUGCACAGAGAGAUGCUAUUGCGGUGUAAACUGUGACUAG
Molecule: messenger RNA, 1701 nt
Organism: Eimeria maxima
Lineage: Eukaryota; Apicomplexa; Conoidasida; Eucoccidiorida; Eimeriidae
Exons: 1
Coding region: 1-1701 (566 amino acids)
Source: RefSeq, a predicted model, not a curated record